Megalops cyprinoides (Indo-Pacific tarpon) is the source of this 2024-nucleotide messenger RNA. RefSeq names its product solute carrier family 39 member 14 (gene slc39a14). Gene Ontology annotation, cellular component: membrane. The transcript is spliced from 11 exons. Bases 424 to 1887 code for a protein of 487 amino acids. Lineage: Eukaryota; Metazoa; Chordata; Actinopteri; Elopiformes; Megalopidae. Gene Ontology annotation, biological process: intracellular zinc ion homeostasis; zinc ion import across plasma membrane. The record is from RefSeq and is a predicted model, not a curated record. Gene Ontology annotation, molecular function: zinc ion transmembrane transporter activity.
AGCAAUGUCCGCCUCUUGAAGUUACACGUUGGUAGUCAGGAUGAUAGCGAACGAAUGGGCCGAUACAAAAAGCUUGUGGCAGUAAAGCUACAGGGACAUUUAGUGGGUUGUUUUUCGCCUUCAAGUGAAUUGACAUCUUCAAGGGACGACUGCGUUUAAACACCAGACAAGGCCAAAAACUACAAGCUAACUAGAUAACUACCUGCGCUUGAGCCUUGUCGGCGAAGGAUGCUGUGACGUUUACCUUGCCACCAAGAGAAGAACAUGGCUAGGAUAUAGCACAGAUGAGGGUCUGAAGAGUCUGCUGUUUCUCCCUUCACCCCUGCUCAUUUGAGGCUGGCAGGCUCCACGGAGACGCACAAAGACGAGUCUGCCGAGGUUUGGAGAGGCCACACCCACUCUCCUGUCCCCUUCAGAAGAGUCAUGACCCAGAGGCCUGGCCAUGGCUGCGCCCAGGUGACAGUGACCCUGGCCCUGCUGCUCUGUCUGCUUGGGCGAGCGGGGGGCGCAGGGGAGCCCUCUCCGGCUCAGUUCCUCCAGGACCUGCUGUCCCGCUAUGGAGACAAUACCACCAUCUCUGUGCCCCAGCUCCGGAAUCUGUUGGCUCGCCUCAACGUGGGGCAGGGGGACGCUGACACGGAGAGACAAACACCAAAGGCCAGUGUGUCCACAUGCUUGCCGUCAGACACCCUUCUGGCGGCCCACAGUCUGAAUGAGCAGUCGCGCCUGGACAGCCGCGGCCUGCAGGAAUUCUGCCCCACCAUCCUGCAGCAGCUGGAUGUGGGCGACUGUGGAGCGGAACGCAAGAAGGAGCCUGCUGAUGACACACCCCCAGAGGCAGGGCCUUCAACUGCUGAGGUUUGGGGUUAUGGGUUCCUGUGCGUCACAGUCAUCUCCCUGUGCUCCCUGGUGGGCGCCAGCGUGGUGCCCUUCAUGAGGAAAACCUUUUACAAGCGGCUGCUCCUCUACUUCAUAGCACUGGCCAUUGGCACGCUGUACUCCAACGCCCUGUUUCAGCUCAUCCCAGAGGCUUUUGGCUUUGACCCCAUGGAAGAUUAUUACGUCUCCAAGUCAGCAGUUGUGUUUGGGGGCUUCUACCUGUUCUUCUUUACUGAAAAGAUCCUGAAGAUGGUGCUGAAACCAAAGAACAAGGAUGCCCAGGGGCACGGCCACAGCCACUUCCCGGCCGAGCACUACGCCUCCAAGGCAGACCUGGAGGACGGGGUGACGGAGAAGCUGCAGAACGGAGAGGCGGGCUUGUCCCUGCCCGGGGGGGACAGGGAUCUGCGGGGCCCGAGCGAGGACGACAGGGUGCUGAGCGCGGGACAGACGGUGCAGGAGAGCCAGAGUUCAGGCGGGGGCGGCUGCUACUGGCUGAAGGGCACGGCGUACUCUGACAUUGGCACGCUGGCCUGGAUGAUCACGCUGAGUGACGGGCUGCACAACUUCAUCGAUGGCCUCGCCAUCGGAGCAUCCUUCACGGUCUCCGUCUUCCAGGGCAUAAGCACCUCGGUGGCCAUCCUGUGCGAGGAGUUCCCCCAUGAGCUGGGUGACUUUGUGAUCCUGCUCAAUGCGGGCAUGAGCAUACAGCAGGCGCUCUUCUUCAACUUCCUGUCAGCCUGCUGCUGUUACCUGGGCAUGGGCUUCGGUAUCCUGGCCGGCAGCCACUUCUCUGCCAACUGGAUCUUCGCACUGGCUGGGGGCAUGUUCCUCUACAUUGCCCUGGCUGACAUGUUCCCGGAGAUGAACGAGGUCAGCCGUGAGGAGGAGCAGGCAGGGGGCAGCGGCUUCCUGCUGACUUUCGGCAUCCAGAACGCCGGCCUGUUGACGGGCUUCGCCAUCAUGCUCAUCCUCACUAUGUACUCAGGGCAGAUCCAGCUGGGCUAGCAGCCACACCCCCUGGGGCAGGGCGGGAGCCACCUUCUCAUGCUUAGGCCCCGCCCUUCCUACCCUGCCCCACUCAGGACCUCUCUGCCUGGAGCACUAACAGUCAGCUGUGUGUUCCAGAGGUGCAAUCUUCCCAU